This is a messenger RNA of Fusarium graminearum PH-1, 627 nucleotides long. RefSeq lists its product as uncharacterized. The transcript has a single exon. Lineage: Eukaryota; Fungi; Ascomycota; Sordariomycetes; Hypocreales; Nectriaceae. Bases 1 to 627 code for a protein of 208 amino acids. The record is from RefSeq and is a predicted model, not a curated record.
AUGCUCAUCCUCAUCAAGUACCACAUCCGCAGUAUAUGGCACAAUAUCCUCAUCCUCAGAUGCAGCAGUAUCCGUACCAUCAGUGGCCUCCUCAUCCGCACAUGGCACAGGCGCCUCAUCAAUACGUGUCUCCUUAUAUGGGACCUCAUGUUGUUGGGUAUGCUCCUCAGCCAGGAUAUGCUCCUCACCCUGGGAAUGUCCCCCAAGCUGCACGUGGCCAACAUCCAGGACAUGUCCCUCAACAAGGAAAUGCCCCUCCUCAGCCAGGCAAUAUUCCUCAAGCCGGACGUGGCCAACAGCCAGGACGUGGCCCUCGACCAGCAAACGCUCCUCCUCAACCAGUGCCUGCCCCUCCAGCCGGACCUGUAUCUCAACCAGGAGCUGCUUCUCAGCCCAGGAAUGUCCCUCAAGCAGGCAAUGCCGGCCAGCCUGGAAAUGUCCCUCCUCAAUCUCCUCUCUUUACACCGGUGGGUACACCCAGAUGGAGCCCUACUCCGACACCUGCACCUCAGUCUGUUGCCUCUACUCCGGCUCGUCAGUCUGCUUCUCCAACCCCGGUACCUGAGUCUACUGCCUCGACCCCUGCACCCGAGACUGUCCCAUCUACCCCUGCGCCUGAGUCUGUAG